Molecule: messenger RNA, 2362 nt
Organism: Podarcis raffonei (Aeolian wall lizard)
Lineage: Eukaryota; Metazoa; Chordata; Lepidosauria; Squamata; Lacertidae
Gene: ANP32A
Product: acidic nuclear phosphoprotein 32 family member A
Exons: 7
Coding region: 104-856 (250 amino acids)
Biological process (GO): nucleocytoplasmic transport; regulation of apoptotic process
Cellular component (GO): nucleus; perinuclear region of cytoplasm
Molecular function (GO): histone binding
Source: RefSeq, a predicted model, not a curated record
GGCGGGAGGGGGGGUCCCUGGCUUGCUCCAUUGGUGUCAAUACAAAAGAGGGAGCCGAGCGCAGCGCAGCGAGACGGAGCGAGCCUCCUGCUGAAUCAGGGACAUGGACAUGAAGAAAAGGAUCCACUUAGAGCUGCGGAACAGGACGCCCUCCGACGUUAAAGAACUUGUUCUCGACAACUGUAGAUCAAAUGAAGGCAAAAUUGAAGGUCUGACAGAUGAAUUUGAAGAGCUCGAAUUCUUAAGUACAAUCAACGUAGGCCUCACCUCAGUUGCAAACUUACCAAAGUUAAACAAGCUUAAGAAGCUCGAGUUAAGCGACAAUAGAAUCUCAGGAGGACUGGAAGUAUUGGCAGGAAAAUGUCCGAACCUCACACACCUAAACCUAAGUGGCAACAAAAUAAAGGAUCUCAGUACAAUAGAACCUCUGGAAAAGUUAGAAAACCUGAAGAGUUUAGAUCUUUUCAAUUGCGAGGUAACUAACUUGAACGACUACAGAGACAACGUCUUCAAACUCCUCCCGCAACUCACGUAUCUCGACGGAUACGACCGGGAUGAUAAAGAGGCCCCCGAUUCAGAUGCUGAGGGCAAUGCGGAAGGCUUUGAUGACGAUGAGGAGGAGGAAGAUGAAGAGGAAUAUGACGAAGAUGCUCAGGUAGUAGAAGAUGAGGAAGAUGAGGAUGAAGAAGAGGAAGGAGAAGAGGAGGAUGUAAGCGGGGAAGAUGAGGAGGAUGAAGAAGGGUUCAACGAUGGUGAAGUAGAUGAUGAAGAGGAGGAAGAAGAAGCUGAAGAAGAAAAAGGACAGAAGAGAAAACGAGAACCUGAUGAUGAAGGAGAAGAAGAUGAAGAUGAUUAAACUCAAAAUAAUCUGUUGUGGGGAGGGGGUGGGGAAUAAAUUUCCUACUGUGAUUUGACUGUUUCUACCCUGUAUUUCACCCCUCCCCCCCUCCCCGGAGUGUAACGUUGCUGUGGGAUCGAGCGGGACAUGCAUAAUUGGGCGGGCGAAGGAAUUAAAAUAUCAUUUUUUAAAAAAAAACACAACAACAACCUGCCACUCUUACUUUUUGUUCCUGAAUAAUUUCCUUUUGUGCCCAUUAUUAGUUCCUGUUAAUGCAAUAACAAAUAUAAAGCAAGUGGUGAAUUUGUUUCUUGGAGUGGAUCAUUCUGGACACAACUUGAGUUUUGUUUUGUUUUUGAAAAGACGAGCGAGUAAAUUUCCACAUGUGAUGCAAAGGUGAGAUCUUUGGGGUCCUGAGAAUGGCUUUUGCCAGCCUCUAGGCAUUUUUUCUUCUACUUCUUCUGGAUGCAGCAAUUUUUUUGCGGUGAAAGCAUUCCAGCCACAGCAGCGGGGGUGCAAGCAGCAUCUUGAUAAAGUGUUUUUCUUUGUUGCCUGUUUGUGAAUGGCUGCCGUUCCCAGGAAAACAACACACACACACACACACACACACAAUUUCCUCCACUUCCUGUAGGUAUCUUUUUACUUUCGCUGUUUGUAAAUAGUGACCAAAUACGUAAUCUCUUUCCCUGACUCCUGGCCCUUUACCACCAUUUGAUUUGGUUUGGGGUGGUGACUUUGCAAAUCUUCCGUUGUGGGUUUCCCCCAUACUUGUUAUUAUUAUUUUUUAGAGCACAAACCACCCCCUGAGGGGAAUCUUCCUUGAUUUGGAGAUGGCCGGGCAGACAUUGAUUCCCCUUGAGUUGUGCCCUUUCUUUAUUUCAGGUAUAUGGAAAAGUUCUCUGUCAACGGCAGUCAUUGAAAUAUAUAUAUAAAAAUAUAUAUAAAAAGUGUUCCUAAUUUCCUGAGUUAACUGGUGAAAUGAAUCUGACAGUUGUAAUAAAAAAGAAAAUGUUUGAACCCUUUUAACUAAGGUGUGUACUAUUUUGGUCUGUAAAAUAUUAUAUAUAUAGAUAUAUUAACACCUCCUUAAUGAUAAGUGAAUGAGAAUCUGUUUCCACUUGUGCUCUGUAAUACUCUUGAAGAUUUUUACAAACCUUUAAAUACUGGAGGGGGGUGGGAGACGGACAAUGCCGCAUGUCUAGCCUAGGCUGGUUUCCUUUCGUACACUCAAGCACGGAAUGCUAAUUGCAAAAGUUGUAUUUUCUUACCAUGUUGCGAAGUCAUUUAAAUUGACUGUGCAACAUUCCUAGUUGAAUGUACAGUUUUAAUUUCAUAUCCCUCUUUAAAAAGAUAGUUAGAAGUGACUUGUAUUUCCUAGUCAAUAUCUCACCUGUGUAUAAAAGACAAAAGCAAAAAAAAAAAAAAGAAUAUUGCAACCUUCCCUCUUGCUCCCCAAAGAGCCAAACUUUUUCAGUUUUAUGUCUUGUUUGUCAUUGAUGAAUUUCAAUAAAUCUUUUUAUACAA